CUUUAGUUUUUGAAUGGACUCUAGUAGUAACUGACGUUUAAUACGCAGACUGACGUUUUCAAGUGCUUCACAUCAAAAACAGUCGAAUUACAAUGGACGAAGCGGACAUUUUGCCCACUAGAACUUCAUAUCUGCCAAUAGUCUGGGCUGCCAUAGCGUCGGUUGGAUGGUACAUCCUGGGGGUUUUAGUGGCUCUUUUCUUCGCCUCUCCAUACAUAGCAGAAAAAUACAAAAGUUGGAAGAACAAAAAAGACAAGCAAGAGUAUGAUUCUAAAUACAAAAAGAAUCCUGACCUACAAGAGGAGCGAUUGAGGGCAAUUGAAGCAGCGAGACAACGAAUGCAGUCGAAGUACAACGAGACUCUUGAGGAAGCAGAACGACGAAAAGAAGCUGAGAAAGCCGAAAAAAUUCGAGAACUUGAAAAAUUUAGAAAUUCGACCGGACCAUACAGAUUAGGGGACACUCAAUCAGGACCAUCCACAUCGAAACCUAAAUACAAUGAAUACAAUCCACUGAUGGGAGAUACAACUAGGAACUACAAGCCCCCAAAACGCAGUGCCUGUCGCGGAGGUGGCUGUGGUGGUUCAUAAAUGCAAUCUAAAAACUAAUUGACUACUUAACUUGAGAUAAAAUCAUUGACAUUUACUUCUAACUCACGAGCAUAAUUUUUAUUCAUUUUUUAAGGACAUAAUUAUUGAAUUUUUAUUAUUAAAAAUGUUGAACUGUUCUCACAAAAGUGAAUCAUGAAUAAACAACUAUUUACAUUA
Fopius arisanus is the source of this 767-nucleotide messenger RNA. RefSeq lists its product as uncharacterized. Gene Ontology annotation, cellular component: Derlin-1-VIMP complex; endoplasmic reticulum membrane; Derlin-1 retrotranslocation complex. Gene Ontology annotation, biological process: retrograde protein transport, ER to cytosol; endoplasmic reticulum unfolded protein response. The coding region runs from base 93 to 590 and encodes 165 amino acids. The record is from RefSeq and is a predicted model, not a curated record. Lineage: Eukaryota; Metazoa; Arthropoda; Insecta; Hymenoptera; Braconidae. The transcript has 5 exons.